CGUCGAACGUAGCGGGACCAGAUGGGGCAAGAAGCCAGCGGCCUUGGCGCAUUCCACCUCCCGCCCAUUGCUCCAUUCCGCCCGCUUCCCACGUCGCCAUGAUGGUCCUGCGCGGCAGCUCCUCACGGCUGUGGCAGGUCGCAGGUCUCUUCCUCUUGACGAGCGCUCUGGCCUCGGCCAAUACAGCUCCCUCGCUCUACGAUUACAAGUAUGAUGGCACCACGACAUACUGCUACUGGAUGGACCAGGGCAUGCAAGUGUCCAACUUCGACUUUGCCUAUGUAUUGGAGGAGGGAACGAACUCCGAGUGCCCGCUCACCGUCUCACUACAGCAGGCCACAACAGGCACCAUCGUCGCCGGUAGUGAGGUCGAGUACGCCUUCACAGCCACGCUCAACCUCAACGACAACGUAUUCAACCUCACACAGUUGCAGACUACCGUACCCGACCCCACCACGGGGCUCCCCAUGCAGGUCGGCCAUGCCAACAUCCACACGUGCUCGCGCUCUACCGUGUGUGAUAUUUUCCGAACAGGCUCGAACCGCAAGAUCGCGGACCAGGAAACGUCCAACUUCACCAGCUCAGGGACAACGAGUUUCCGCCAGAAAAUCACGUACAACAGCGCAGGAGAACGCAAUGUGUUCGCGCACAUUAUUCUCCCGCCCAAAGACUAUUUGGAGGAGAGUUACCACUUCAUCACGUUCAUUACGACCAAUGUAGAGGCCAGUACGACCAGCACUGCUGAUGACGACAGCUCUGGGCUCUCAACUGGCGCUACAGUGGGGAUGAUUAUCGGUGCUGUUGCCAUUGUAGUGGCUGUCAUCCUCUCCGUGGUCUUCUGGCGUCGUAAACGUCGACCCGGACAGGACACGGAUCACUUUAGAAACAGCGGCUUUGGUCUACCGGCGUCGUACGUUGCGUCCAAGUCCAAGUCUCACCUGGACUGGAACGCUGAGCCUGAAGCGAGAUUGACGUCGCACGGCUCGGGCUGGAAAGAUUACAGUGCGGGAGACCGAUCUCGUGGCUCUCGUGGCCCGGGUCUUAACGCCAGUGCCCUGGCCUUCAACGACCGUCUCAGUCGUCAGAAUAAAACCGUGUCCUCCUCAGGGUCUCUGCACUCGAGUCGCGGUCCAGCUGACAUCUACAACAACUACGACACGCCCAUGCAGCGCUCAGCCGCUAAGUUCGGCUCCGCUAGAGAUCCGUUCAACCGGUCGCAGUCCAUGUAUCCGGACGACUCCAUGUAUGACGAUGGGGAGUCCAGAAUCGUCGAAGAAGACCCGAAUCUCGAGUACGGACGCACUCCUGACCUCGAGACGUUCGGGAUCGGACCGGGAGGCCAAGGACCUUCAUUUGAGAGCGAGACGUCUAUCGGAACUUCGUUCGAGUACAACACGGACGACUCGCACUACAACCAGCCGACGUUCAACCCGCUGCUAAGUGGCUACGGCGACCGUGAGUCCGACAUGUCAAGUAUGGGCGAGACCGACGACUACAACAUGUACGAGCAGCCACCACCUCGUAUGCGUGGUGACACACUGGACGCUGUACUUACUGCCAUGCCGGACGACCAAGGCAGUGAGAGUGGCGAUCGUCCCAGCUCCGUGUCUUCCAUUGGUACGGUGGACUUUACGCAAGACGAGCCUUCUGUUCGAUCGGCUAAGCCCAUUACUUUUGAGCCUCUGGAUGAGACGUUAACUAUGUCUGGUAUCGCGAAGGCGAAGGCUGCCAACUCUGGCUUGGCUAACACCAACUCGAGCGAAAACAACGAGUUUGUUCUUCACGAUAGCUCGGUGGAUCUGGCCACUUCAAACGUUAGCAGCGACUACGCCAGCACCGUCAGCUCGGUUGAUAUUGAUGGCAACAGGAAGUUCGACAAUACGCUUAACAGCACCAGCGACAUUGUGAGCAACGCAGACAUCGUUAGCACCACAGACUUCGAGUCUAGCGUCAAUACGGACUUCGCUAGUAACAUCGCGAGCACGGAGUUCAGCGCCAGUGGCAACGGGGACUUUACUAAGCCGAGUAGUCACAGCGAUGGCAGCUUCAGCAGUGGACUGGAAGGCUCGAGUUUUGACUCUGGACUCGAAAGCUCGAGUUACGGCACGGAUGUUACUGGCAGUAGCUAUGGUACCGGAUUGACUGGAUCGAGUUACGGUACAGACGUGACGGGCAACAGCUACAACACUGACCUGGCUGACUCUGCACUGGACGCGACCAAGACAGAGAACGACCUCAACAACACCCACUCGACCUACGACUUUGACGACAAAUCUUUCCGUGCUUCCAACUCGUUCGCUGCGUCUGCAUCAGACGAUGACCCGACUGGCGAGGGCCUCCGCCCGAGACGUGUAUCUUCAGCUGAUGGGGAGAGCUACGAAUUCUAAAUUGGUUGGCUGUUCUAGAAUUUGGUAGCCUCAAGUUUUGAUGCGUUCGUCUGCGUGGUGAAGAAAGUCGCUUUCCAGUCGCUUAUAGAGGAAAGAUCGACAUGGGGCGCAAUGGAACGCCUACGGAGCUUAGUCGCUUCAGUUUCUGGUUGGAAAUGUGGAGUUUUUAGUCGUGGGUCAAGAUAAUUCCGAUGUGGAAUAUGGAGACGACUGCGCCGUAGCGUAUUUUAUUUUCUUUUUGAUCUCAAUUUUUCUUCGCGAAAGUUUUUCGGCACCGAUGUUGGAUAUCCAUGUUAUUUUCUCGAGAUACCAAGAUCGGGAGCAUGUAAGGACCUGAACACACGCUUGUCGUAUUUAACUUUUUGAACACGAAACAUGAACAUGAAAAACAGUCUUCGCUUUGAUAAGUUAAUCGUGGAUUUAAAGAAGUCGCAAAGAUAAGCUCGGUGUAUCCUAUUAAUACUGAGCUGUGCUAGUUCACUUGCUGACGGGCCAACCACCUUGAGGGCAAGUGAAGUUGGCUUAAGUUUUGGGAUGAAGGAGUCAGAGGUCCAGUAUGGAGAAAAAGCGACCAAAGUGGCGAGACCUAGUGUCUCUGCUUCAGGCUCACGUGGAACUUUCAGUUGUCGAAGAUGGCGAUUGCUAACAGGAAAGCCAAA
This is a messenger RNA of Phytophthora nicotianae INRA-310, 3046 nucleotides long. RefSeq lists its product as hypothetical. The transcript is spliced from 2 exons. The record is from RefSeq and is a predicted model, not a curated record. The coding region runs from base 99 to 2387 and encodes 762 amino acids. NCBI's taxonomy places the organism in Eukaryota, Oomycota, Peronosporomycetes, Peronosporales, Peronosporaceae.